CCCCCCGGGGGGGGUGUCGGUAGCGAGGGCGGAGCUGGCCGGCCACCGCCCUACCGGGGGACCCAGGACCGCUCCCAGCCCCCGCCUGUGGCCCCCCGCACCGCACAGUGCUCAUGCGCGCCGCCGGCCUUUAUAGCGGCCGCGGAGCCGCGCUUACCGCACUCGGGUGCAGCCGGGCGGAUCCCACGUCUUCGCAGACCCCCGCCAUGCCCGCGUCCUGGAUCCCUGCUCUCAGCCUCGGUGCGUGGCUGCUGCUGCUACUGCUGCCCCGGCUCGCGCGCGCCGAGGGAGCCGUUCCCAUUGCCAUCACCUGCUUCACCAGAGGCCUGGAUAUCCGGAAAGAGAAAGCAGAUGUUCUCUGCCCAGGAGGCUGUUCUCUCGAGGAAUUUUCUGUGUUCGGGAACAUAGUAUAUGCUUCGGUGUCCAGCAUAUGUGGGGCUGCUGUCCAUAGGGGAGUGAUUGACAGCUCCGGGGGACCUGUGCGUGUCUACAGCCUUCCUGGUCGAGAGAACUAUUCUUCUGUGGACGCGAAUGGCGUCCAGUCCCAGACGCUUUCCAGAUGGCCUUCUUCCUUCGCGGUGACCAAAGGAAAAAGCAGUUCCCAGGAAGCCACGGGACGGGCAGUGUCCACCGCCCAUCCGCCUGCAGGUAAACGACUCAAGAAAACGCCAGAGAAGAAGACUGGCAAUAAAGACUGUAAGGCAGACAUUGCAUUUCUGAUCGAUGGGAGCUUUAAUAUAGGCCAGCGCCGGUUCAAUUUGCAGAAGAACUUCGUUGGGAAAGUGGCGUUGAUGCUGGGAAUUGGGACCGAAGGACCACACGUGGGCCUCGUACAAGCCAGUGAACAUCCCAAAAUAGAAUUUUACCUGAAAAACUUUACUUCAGCCAAAGAUGUCUUGUUUGCCAUAAAAGAAGUAGGUUUCCGAGGGGGUAAUUCCAACACAGGAAAAGCCUUGAAGCACACUGCUCAGAAAUUCUUUACAGCAGACGCAGGGGUGAGAAAAGGGAUACCAAAAGUGGUGGUGGUGUUUAUUGAUGGCUGGCCUUCUGAUGACAUUGAGGAAGCAGGCAUUGUGGCCAGAGAGUUUGGUGUCAACGUAUUUAUAGUUUCUGUGGCCAAGCCCAUCCCUGAAGAACUGGGGAUGGUUCAGGAUGUUGCAUUUGUUGACAAGGCUGUGUGUCGGAACAAUGGCUUCUUCUCUUAUCACAUGCCCAACUGGUUUGGCACCACAAAAUACGUGAAGCCUCUGGUGCAGAAGCUCUGCACUCACGAGCAGAUGAUGUGCAGCAAGACCUGCUACAACUCAGUGAAUAUCGCCUUCCUAAUCGACGGUUCCAGCAGUGUAGGGGAUAGCAAUUUCCGUCUCAUGCUGGAAUUUGUUUCUAACAUAGCCAAGACAUUUGAAAUCUCAGACAUUGGAGCCAAGAUAGCGGCUGUCCAGUUCACUUAUGAUCAGCGCACAGAAUUCAGUUUCACUGACUAUAACACCAAAGAGAAUGUUCUAGCUGUCCUAGGAAACAUACGCUAUAUGAGUGGAGGAACAGCUACUGGUGAUGCCAUUUCCUUUACUGUUAGAAAUGUAUUUGGCCCCAUAAGGGACAGCCCCAACAAAAACUUCCUGGUGAUUGUCACAGAUGGGCAGUCCUACGAUGAUGUCCGAGGCCCCGCUGCAGCUGCUCACGACGCAGGUAUCACCAUCUUCUCUGUUGGUGUGGCUUGGGCACCUCUGGAUGACCUGAGAGAUAUGGCCUCUAAACCCAAGGAGUCACACGCUUUCUUUACCAGAGAGUUCACAGGAUUAGAACCAAUUGUCUCCGAUGUCAUUAGAGGCAUUUGUAGAGAUUUCUUAGAAUCCCAGCAAUAACUGUGAUACUCUGACAACUCAAAAGAAUAAGUACAUGAGGAUCUAAUAUGCAAACUGUAUUCUCAAUAUCUAAGUAACUUUAUAGCUUACCAGGAUCAGUAAAUAUGUCAACAGCAGUUUAAAGCAAAUGAGCUUUCAUUUGAAGCUCCAAAUUUAGAUUGGCCGAGGAUAAUCAGGGUCCUUAGAAACUCAGGAAAGAGAUGUCAUGGGUUUAAAUUGAAGAUUGCAAACAUGCAUACUCAAAGUGGCUAUGUAUGCUCCAGUCAGACACAGCACUGGUCCUUCCCUAAUCACUCUAUACUGACUGUGCAAGGAGAGCAGAACAACUUUUAAACAUAGAUCAACUGUAAUUUUGACCCAUGUGAAUGCUUUCUUAGAACCAGUCAACAGACAGCUGUUAUUUCAUGUACUAGUCUUCAUACACAUUAUAUGGAACAUGUAUCAAGCUUCUUUUGUAGUGUUUUCAUAACUAAUGGCUGAAAAUACCACACUGAGUAAAGAUAGGAUUGCCUGGUAUUUUUCUAUUUAUAUCCUUAAUUUUAUGUGUAUAGACAGGCAUGUACUCCAAGAACUGAGAAAAUGUUUAAGCACGGAAAGUUUUUGAAAAAUGUUUCAAGUAUUGUACCAGGAAAAAUACUUGGCAUAAUAGCUUGGAUGUCAACAAUAAAACUGGAAGUGACUAAGUGCCUAUUUAUUAACACUACUGUUUUUCUUCUAUGAUAAACAUUCUACUCCUGCUAAUGACCAAUCUGAAUUAAGUUGUAUAAUAUUUCAUUCAAUUACAUGCUGAACACCUAUUGUAGACUACCAGAUUUAACCACUAGGGCAUGUUUGAGUACCUGCUUCAAGAGAAACAUAAACAAUAUCUUUUUAACAACUUAACCAUAUUUGUGAAGUUGAUGUCAAGGAGAGUAUCAAAAACCCACUCAGCAUAGACUAGAGCCCACAGGGGCUCUCCCACAAGAAUCUACCAUUUCAUAUUGGCUACUUUCUCUAAGCUAGAUUCUGGCCUCUCCUGUCAACCUGUUGACUACCAUCUGACCUAGGAAAGGCACUGGCUGUAGACUCAUGACUUCCUGGAGUGUACCAAAUUUCAUAACCCAGACAGAGAGUAAGGAUUAUAUGUGAAGAGAUUGCCCCCAAAACGAUAUAAAGGCUUAAUAAAAAGAGCAUUCCUCCUCCCCUCAAAGGCUGCAAACAAUUCAUUGUGAACAAGGAGAAUCUUACCAUAAGAAAUAGGUUCAAUUUAACCUGACUUCCUAAAUUCUCUCCCUUGAGCAAAUGAAACCCCAGUUUCCAUUCAUUAGCUCUUUUACAAGUCUUAAUUCAACAAAGGACAAAACUUUGAAACAUCUCAGAUAACCAAAGACGCUAACAUUUAAUUGUCGAUUGAGAGGAAUUAAAAUUUUAAGAUACUAAGCAUUUCUGUAAGUAAACAAAAAUAACUAAGGAUAUACAAUAAUUACUUUUAAGACAAAGUAAUUUGUCGGCCUCAUCAAAAUCUUCUGCCUCAUCCUCUUCAAUUCUAAGCUUAUAGACACGCAGAGUUUACAAGCUUUA
Alexandromys fortis (reed vole) is the source of this 3425-nucleotide messenger RNA. RefSeq names its product cochlin (gene Coch). Bases 114 to 1865 code for a protein of 583 amino acids. The transcript is spliced from 12 exons. The record is from RefSeq and is a predicted model, not a curated record. NCBI's taxonomy places the organism in Eukaryota, Metazoa, Chordata, Mammalia, Rodentia, Cricetidae.